AUGGCCGUCGCAUCCAUUCAAGACCGCACAUCCGAGUUCCGAUCAGUCCUCGCACAGGCCCAGCGUCGCCAGAAUCUAAACAAGGCCACCUCGCAAAAGAGGUCCCUCCUCACCGACUCCCAAAAGGCCACUGCAAACGGAGAUGGCCGACCACGACGAUCGGAUUUCGCCAGGAAGGCGGCGGAGAUAGGACGAGGCAUCUCCGCGACAAUGGGGAAGCUGGAGAAACUGGCUCAGCUCGCGAAGCGCCGAACACUAUUCGAUGACAGACCAGUGGAAAUCAACGAGCUCACCUUUGUUAUAAAACAAGACUUGUCAUCGCUGAACCAGCAGAUCGGCGACUUGCAAUCUCUCUCAAAGCAGCAGCGACCCAGCGGUGAUCAGGAAGGCGAGCACAACAAGAAUGUUGUAUACCUACUACAGGGGAAGUUGACCGACGUAUCUGUCAACUUCAAGGACGUACUGGAGGAGCGCACAAAGAAUAUUCAGGCUUCCCGGUCGCGCACAGAAAAUUUCAUCUCCUCUGUAUCGCAACACACCAUGCCCUCGAUGUCGCACCAGCCAGGAUCUCCGCUAUAUGGAACGCCGAAUCGAGCUUCUCCGGCCCCAGCCCAAGACACCCUGUCCCUCAACCCCGUGGGCGAUCAGCAGAUGCUCAUGAUGGAGGAGGCUCAGCCUGCCAAUUCCUAUAUCCAGCAACGUGGUGAGGCCAUUGAGGCGAUCGAGAAGACCAUUAGCGAGCUUGGUAGCAUUUUCGGACAGCUUGCGACCAUGGUCUCAGAGCAAAGCGAGAUGAUUCAAAGAAUCGAUGCCAACACGGAAGAUGUGGUGGACAACGUGGACGGCGCCCAGCGAGAGCUCCUGAAAUACUGGUCUCGUGUCUCCAGCAACCGAUGGCUUAUUGCCAAGAUGUUUGGCGUGUUGAUGAUUUUCUUUUUGUUAUGGGUGCUUGUCUCUGGUUAG
Molecule: messenger RNA, 963 nt
Organism: Clonostachys rhizophaga
Lineage: Eukaryota; Fungi; Ascomycota; Sordariomycetes; Hypocreales; Bionectriaceae
Source: the annotation of a GenBank genome assembly